Molecule: messenger RNA, 1599 nt
Organism: Salvelinus namaycush (lake trout)
Lineage: Eukaryota; Metazoa; Chordata; Actinopteri; Salmoniformes; Salmonidae
Gene: slx1b
Product: SLX1 homolog B, structure-specific endonuclease subunit
Exons: 4
Coding region: 517-1212 (231 amino acids)
Biological process (GO): double-strand break repair via homologous recombination
Cellular component (GO): Slx1-Slx4 complex
Molecular function (GO): 5'-flap endonuclease activity; crossover junction DNA endonuclease activity
Source: RefSeq, a predicted model, not a curated record
GGAAGACUGGAGGGCCAUCGCUGCCGAGUUCCUGGAGAGGUGGAAUUUCCCCAACUGUCUUGGCUCCAUUGACGGGAAACAUGUAGUAAUCCAGGCUCCACCGUGCUCAGGUUUGCAAUUCUACAACUACAAGGGUACAUAUUCAGUUGUACUCUUGGCUGUAGUAGAUGCCAUCUACUGUUUCCGUGUUGUUGGUGCUUACGGCAAGGGAAGUGAUGGCAGGCACUUCAGGAAGGCACCCUGGAGAUUCCACCACCUGCAUCACUCCCUGGGGCUGAAGUCCUGGGACCUGUUCCCCACGUCUUCGUCAGCGACGAGGCCUUCCCUUUAAGACCCAACCUCAUGAGGCCCUACGCUGGACGCCAGCUGCCAUUGCCAAAGCCUGUAAGGAUCUUUAACAAACGACUGUCAAGGUUAGUUGUUGAAUGCACCUUUGGGAUUCUGGCAGCCCGGUGGAGAAUGUAUCGGAGAGUGCUUGGUCUCAGCCCCAAAUGACGAUGCCUGCGUGAAGGCCACAUGUGUUCUCCACAACUACCUGCCGAGGUCAUUCCAGGAGCCGCUCCGGAUGGAGAUGGGCACGCCAAUGGUCACCUACCUGAUGUCACCAGGGCAGGUGCCAACAACGCCCCCAGACAGGCACUCCAGUUUGAGUGGGCAUGGCAGAACCCUCACUCCUCCCGACGCCUGUCCCACGUCACCCGGCGCUCAAAGAAGGAAUCCAGCCUGCAGUUCCACUGGCGUGUGGUGUCCAACAUGUUGCGGGUGAUGCCGUGGAGCCGCCUGCCCCUCACCACCCGCUGGCUCAAGCAGGAGUACAGGAUGGACUUUGAGCCUGGCCUUCAGCCGCCGCUGCACGUCCCUUUGGCCUUCGGCAGCAUCAGGGUCAGGAAACAGAAACCGAAGCAUGUGGAAGAGGAACAAGAGGAGAAGGGUGCAGAUAUAUGCCUCCUUUGUCAGGGGACUGUUAAGUCUGCAGAUAAGAUGACCUGCUUCCAUCCCUUAUGUCACAUGACCAGCCACCUGAUUUGCUUAGCCAAACACUUUCUGACGGGUGAGGCCGCACAUCUCCUUCCUGUGGAGGGGGAGUGUCCCGGGUGCCGUCACUCAGUACUGUGGGGGAGUCUGAUUCGCCACAAGAAUGGCUGUUACGGAGACCUGGAGGAGAAGACAUCCUCAUCCCAAAACCAUUGGACAGAUGAACUGCAGAUCUAAUCUGAAUGUGAUCAGUCAGAACCUUCCUAAUAUGAACUUUGAACUGCUACCCGAGUCACCAUGACUGUACAGAGAAGAGACUGCGAAGAUAGGAUGAAAUACAGUAGAUCAAUGACUAGCAAGUUACUCUUGAAUGGACUUUCCUGCAACAGCAAAGGCUUGAUCAAUUGAUUGAUCCGUCAGAAGAUUUAAUGUUUGCACAAAAAUCAUGCUGAUCUGGUUUGAAAAAUGUUUUUAAUGCAUCAUCUGAACCCCUUUUAGAUAGUUUUUUUAGUUAACAGAUACAAUCAUGAAUAAGGCCGUUUUAAAUGUGUGUAAAACCUAUAUGUAGUGUAUGUACAACCAAUAAAACAUGGAUACUUUGUUUUGGAGCCAAUGAAAGCACAA